Rattus norvegicus (Norway rat) is the source of this 5463-nucleotide messenger RNA. It is a transcript of the gene Rnf38, whose product is annotated as ring finger protein 38. Gene Ontology annotation, molecular function: ubiquitin protein ligase activity. NCBI's taxonomy places the organism in Eukaryota, Metazoa, Chordata, Mammalia, Rodentia, Muridae. Gene Ontology annotation, biological process: protein ubiquitination. Gene Ontology annotation, cellular component: nucleoplasm; nucleus. The record is from RefSeq and is a predicted model, not a curated record.
GCCGGCGCGGCCCGCGCUAGUCUUCGAGCGCUGAGAAGGGGUGCAGUGGGGUGGACUGGGGCGGGGCCCCCUCGUGCGGCUGGCGGGCGGGCCUCCGGAGGCCGGGGCGGUUGGGACGGCAGGCGCAAAAGAUGGGGCCUCCGAGAAGCUAGCCAGCUCCUUUAGCGCCGGGCGUGGAGCCGUGGUUUUCUGGAGAGGCCCGUGUGAUGGUGCCAAGAGGAAGGAAGCGCCUUGACAGCGCCUCAGUCGGAACCCGAGUUCCGAGGGCAAGGACGAUCGGGGACGGCGGCCCUGGCGAGCUGGCCGCCGGCAGGGCGAGCAGUCACAAUAGGAGGCGGCGGCCCGGCCCGGAGCGGUGGGAGCAGCCCCGCAGGGCGGAGCCUCCCCUCGCAGGUACUGGCGGCGACGGCCGUUGGCUCCCGCGCGAGGGCGGUACUGGCCGCGGGAGGUUGGGAGCCGGCGGGCAGCGCACGGCGGACGUUUCCCGGCAGCCUGGCGCUCUUUGUUCCCGCGGCAGCGGGGAGCCGGCCCGCCCCUGCCUGGACGAGACGCAGGUGAAAUGAUGAUGUCACUUGGGAGAACUCAGAACCCGGUUGGAGGGGUCCCCUCUCGCGGCCUCCUACCUCCGCGGGUUUCUGGACAGGCUCCGUUUUGUUCUCAGUGGAUGGAAGUUCUUCCUUUCAGGGCUGAAGAAUGAGAGAGAGUGAAGAUAGUCCAAGUCCUAAGAGACAGCGCCUCUCUCAUUCAGUCUUUGAUUAUACAUCAGCAUCACCAGCUCCCUCACCACCAAUGCGACCAUGGGAGAUGACAUCAAAUAGGCAGCCCCCUUCAGUUCGACCAAAUCAGCAUCACUUCUCAGGGGAACGAUGUAACACACCUGCACGCAACAGGAGAAGUCCUCCUGUUAGGCGUCAGCGAGGAAGAAGGGAACGUCUGUCUCGACAUAAUUCCAUUAGUCAAGAUGAAAACUAUCACCAUCUCCCUUAUGCACAACAGCAAGCAAUAGAGGAACCUCGAGCCUUCCACCCUCCGAAUGUAUCUCCCCGUCUGUUACAUCCAGCUGCUCAUCCACCCCAGCAGAAUGCAGUCAUGGUUGACAUACAUGACCAGCUCCAUCAAGGAACAGUUCCUGUCUCCUACACUGUAACCACAGUGGCGCCCCAUGGGAUUCCUCUCUGCACAGGCCAGCACAUCCCUGCUUGCAGUACACAACAGGUCCCAGGAUGCUCUGUUGUUUUCAGUGGACAGCACCUCCCUGUCUGUAGUGUGCCUCCUCCAAUGCUUCAGGCAUGUUCAGUUCAGCACUUGCCAGUACCAUAUGCUGCGUUCCCACCCCUCAUUUCUAGUGAUCCGUUUCUUCUACAUCCUCCUCAUCUUUCUCCCCAUCAUCCUCCUCACUUGCCACCACCAGGCCAGUUUGUCCCUUUCCAAACACAGCAGUCACGAUCGCCUCUGCAGAGGAUAGAAAAUGAAGUGGAGCUCUUAGGAGAACAUCUUCAAGUAGGCAGUUUCACUUAUCCCCCUUCGGCCCACCCCCCAACAUUACCUCCGUCAGCUCCUUUGCAGUUCCUGACACAUGACCCUUUGCAUCAGGAGGUGUCCUUUGGAGUACCUUAUCCACCAUUUAUGCCUCGGAGACUCACAGGACGUAGCAGAUACCGAUCCCAGCAGCCAGUGCCCCCUCCUACCUACCAUCCCAGCUUACUGCCAUAUGUGUUAUCAAUGCUUCCAGUGCCACCUACAGUCGGCCCAACCUUCAGCUUUGAAUUGGAUGUGGAAGAUGGAGAAGUUGAAAAUUACGAAGCCCUGUUAAACCUGGCAGAGAGACUGGGAGAGGCGAAACCUCGGGGACUGACUAAAGCGGAUAUUGAACAGCUCCCUUCUUACAGGUUCAACCCUAGCAACCACCAGUCAGAGCAGACUUUGUGUGUAGUAUGCAUGUGUGAUUUUGAGUCAAGGCAGCUUCUUAGAGUCUUACCCUGUAACCACGAGUUCCAUGCCAAGUGUGUUGAUAAAUGGCUUAAGGGAAAUCGUACUUGCCCAAUUUGCCGAGCUGAUGCUUCUGAAGUGCACCGGGAUUCAGAGUGACCAGCCUAAGAGCACAGAUUUAGUUUGGGUGUUCCUCAUCACAUGUAUAUAUGGACUAUCCACUGAACUUAACCUGUGUGGCUUCCAGCCCUCCCUUUACCAAAAGGGUCAAUGGACCUUUCUUUGCACUGUGUGACUUAAUCAACUAUAAAAGCUUACAAUUAGUCUUCACAAUUAUGGGAUUGUUAUACUAACUGUGUGAUUGGAACUCCAAAGACCUUUUCUUUAGCUUAAUUUUGUGUGUGCACUAACAUUCCCUGGUUUUUGUGUGAUCAUUCCGAGUGUUGCUGCAAGAUUACAGUGGACGUGAUCUUUUAGCAUGUGCUUUUAUAAAAAGUGGUAGCUCCAGAUGACAUAGCAAUCUACCUUAUAUAGAGCCUUCAGAAACUGUGAGUGGAACUGAGUGCAGCGGACGACUGCUGGUGAUCAGUGAAUCUGUGAGCGAGUGUGUGCAACUACAUGUGUGGGGGCAUGGUAGCUACUGUGUGUGUGUGAGAUCCUAUAUACCAGCAUGUACCAAGAAUGUGUGUGUAGUUUUAAUUAUGCUGCAAUGUAUAAUCUGGUGUGUUAUUUAAACAGCACUAGUACUGUACACUGGUUUUCCCUUGUGUUUGCUGUUGCACACUGAUUGCUAAGGGUGCAUCGAUUCUAAGCAUUGAAUACUCCAUCCCCUCCCUCCCUCCCAAUGAAUGGAAUGAGAAAAGCCUUCCUUUGCUUCAGGCAGCUGUUCCCUUCUCUUCCUUGGUGAUCCUAAAUGGGUCACUUAAAAAAGUGUCAGAUUCUCGCUCCAUGACCUGAUUUUUUUUUUCAGUUCUUUUGUAAAAGAGACUUAAAUCUCCAACUUGCUAUUUCCAAAAAGAAGGUGCAAUAUCAUAUUCAUCAUCAUUAGCAAUAUUAGCAUUUCAAUCAGUGAUCUGAUGUUACUUGGUUUUCCUUUACAUUUCUAGUAGCUUCUUACAGAAAGGACCUGUGUUUUUAUUAAUGUGUAGAUUUCUGGUCUGUUCUGAAGAUGUUUGAGUAAUAUAUUUUAUAAACACCACUGGUCCUGUAAGUCUCUCCUCCUUGACUUCCACUGGAGCAAAAUCUGUUUUAACAACUCAGCCUGGCUUCUAGUUUGUGUUCUUCACUCAGGCCCCCAUGGGCAGCGGUGGUUUUAAGGGAACUGUUUGUUUCUGUUAGUGUUGAUUGAGUUCACACACUCCAGGCCUGAGGUGUCUACUUUUUCCCUCAGUAACAUUCUCACUGAAACCUUUGUUUCAGGACGGAUCAGUGCUGUGACAGCUCAUUUCGUAGGCCUGGUUUGCUUUGACGUCUUACUCUUUUUCUUUUAAUUUAUGUUAGAAUGAGAAAAGCUUAAUACAACAGGUGCCCAGAAUACUUGCAGUGUAAAUGAAGAUUGGAUUUUUGUUUAAAAAAAUAAUGCUGUCAAACAGGAACUGACCUUUAUUUAAUCUGAAAUGAUACAUAGCUGUGUGUAUAUAUUUUUAAAAAUAGGUUCAUUGAACAUAAAUCAGAUUGUUUGAGGUCAUCUUUCAGCAACAUUGGGUUCCUUUCUCCUCAGUGUGCUCAGCCUUCUCUGCCUCUGUGAGUUGUCAGCAUCUGUGCGGCCACACAGACUGCAGCCUUCCACUCGCAGCCGUGCGUGACACCUUGCUGCCGACCUCACUCAGCUCUCAUGCAGGGACUGUGUUCAACCACUUGUUACUGCCGUGGUUCUUACCUCCCUUGAAGUUUCUCUAAGCUCGUCACAGCCUAGAGUUCAGGAAAGUUAAUCCACACAGAAGCACAAUUUUGUCCUCUUCCAGACACUGUUGCCUCUAUCUAGUUAGACAAAUAGGAUUUAAUCAACAUUCUGUUGCCCCUAGAUUUGUGUUAGUGUGUCAGAAAUACUUAAACAGUGGUAAAAUGCACAUGUUACUUUUAAAUCAUUAGGAUAACCCCUGUCUGGUUCCUAAUGAAUAAAAGGUGUGUUAAAUACCAAAAUUAUUGACAUAUAUACUAAUCAGCUCCAAAUCACAUACAGUUUAAUCUUUAUUUUUUAAUUUAAAGAAAUCAUGUUUAAGAUGGUAAAAGCCCAUCUUAUAUAUAGACUUUUAUAUAUCUUCAAAAACUUUGUACCUGUACAGCUCUAACAACACUGCUCCUCUCAGUAUUCAUCCUGUCGAUGCACAGGCAAAGCACUUUCCUAACUACUGCAGACAGACUGACUACCAAGGCACACUGUGCUCACGACUGGAAAGUGGCCUUUCAAUGUUUGCCAUAAAGUCCCAGUAAAUUUUUCUUGUUUUGUAAGAGGUAGUUGGCAAUUUAGGGGGCAUCUGGGUCUGUCCUGGUAAAACCCUACCAUGCAGAUGACUGCCUGUCUCCUGGGAAUGUCUCGGCACAGAGCUUUUGUGACGUGCAGACCUCUUCAUGGACGGGUGAGGCUGUCUUAGGUUCACACUUGGAUGUGGUUCCCAGCUGGCCUCGGCGAGCAUCUCUAGCUAGCAGAUGAGGAAGUGCAGCUGUCCUGGGGAGAUGCACCAGGCCACAGAGGAUGCGGCAGCCUCAUCCUCUGUGCUCUAGAACUCUGUGCUCUAGAACUCUGUGCUCUAGAACAUUGUUGGCUUAGCCCAGCUGUGCAGUUUUUGUAUGAUUUGAAUUUGAGUUUUGGUGUUUUGGUUUUUGGUUUUUUUUGGUUUUUUUUAGUUUGGUUUUUAUUUUGGUUUGGGGGUUUUGUUUUUGUCGUUGUUGGUUUUUUGGCUUUGUGUGUGUGUGUGGGGGUGGGUGGGUUUUUGUUUUGUUUUGUUUUUGUUUUCAUGAAUCACGAUAUUUUGUACUUUUAAAAGCUCCAACCUCCACAAAACAACUCAAGGCCUCCAAAUAUCAGGAUGUCCUGAAAAAAUUUUUUUAGCAGAAUCUGAAAUUUGAUUUUAUACGCUCCCUGAAAUGUAAUUUGCUAACAUUAUUAAAUUUGGGCCUCUUGUGAUAAUCACAUACAAUCUGCCUGCCUGCCUGCCUGCUUCUGAGUGUUUUCCCAGCAUCUCCAGGCCUCCUUAAGUCUGUCCCCCACCGUGCAUCUGCUUACCUCAUGCUGCUCUUUGUUUCAGAUUAUGAAAGCUCACAGGGGUGUUUGUUGGAAUCAUUUGCUGAGUCAUUUCCUCAAAUCAUAUUCCAUUGUGUCAGUUAACAUAGUUUUAAAUGUAUGUAUUAUAAAUAUCUGUAACCAAAAUCAUUUGAAGGCUUGAUAAAUUUUUAACAAAGUUUGUACAUUUUUUAUGAAAGUUACUAGUAAUGCUUUACUAAGUAGUGCAAUGAAUUUUUAUUUUUAAUCCCUGUGCCCAAUUUUGGAGUUGAGAGGGUUGUUGGUAAUAAAUGUAUGAUGUACACUUAAAA